Messenger RNA from Capsella rubella, 767 nucleotides. RefSeq lists its product as uncharacterized. The coding region runs from base 107 to 628 and encodes 173 amino acids. The record is from RefSeq and is a predicted model, not a curated record. Lineage: Eukaryota; Viridiplantae; Streptophyta; Magnoliopsida; Brassicales; Brassicaceae. The transcript has a single exon.
AUUAGUUAUUCAUUUCAUUUCACCGGAGCAAACAACAAAACAGAACUGAGUCAACUCAGACCGAGUUACCAAGAACCCUUACAAAUUAACACACAUACAUACACACAUGGGUAUAUGCAGCUCGAGCGAGUCGACUCAGGUCGCCACGGCGAAGCUGAUCUUGCAAGACGGUAGGAUGAUGGAGUUUGCCAACCCCGUUAAAGUCGGAUACGUUUUGCUCAAGUAUCCCAUGUGCUUUAUAUGCAACUCCGACGAUAUGGACUUCGACGACGCCGUCUCCGCCAUCAGCGCUGACGAGGAGCUUCAGCUUGGUCAGAUAUACUUCGCUCUUCCUCUUUGUUGGCUUCGUCAGCCUCUUAAAGCGGAGGAGAUGGCUGCAUUGGCCGUCAAAGCCAGCUCUGCCCUCAUGCGAGGAGGCGGAGGAGGCGGAGGAGGAGGAGGUUGUCGCCGGAAAUGCGUUGAUCCUAUUGUCUCCGAUAAGUGUCGGACGAGAGUCGGAUCAGCUGAUGAUACGGUGGGUUCCGGCGCCGGAAGGAGGAAAGUCAGGAACGUAGACGGUGGCGGUAGUCUUAGUAGUAGCCGGAGGAGGAAAUGUUACGCGGCGGAGUUGAGUACGAUAGAGGAGUGAAGGGUAGUUUCGGAAUUUUGAUUUAAAUUUAAAAAUAUAUGUGGAUAGUGUAAAUUAUUAUUAUGUUGGGGCCUAUUUAGUCAUUUAAUGAAGAUGCAAUUUGCAUAUUGGCAAAAAGUUCUUAUUUGGGAUAUCUCAA